This is a messenger RNA of Misgurnus anguillicaudatus (oriental weatherfish), 2840 nucleotides long. RefSeq names its product free fatty acid receptor 3-like. Gene Ontology annotation, biological process: G protein-coupled receptor signaling pathway; cellular response to fatty acid. The record is from RefSeq and is a predicted model, not a curated record. Gene Ontology annotation, cellular component: plasma membrane. Gene Ontology annotation, molecular function: G protein-coupled receptor activity. Lineage: Eukaryota; Metazoa; Chordata; Actinopteri; Cypriniformes; Cobitidae.
GUCCUUUGCACAUUACACUUUUACCACACUGGUACAGACAGCUUCUGUAACACAUAGAGAUGUUUACAAGCCCUUUCUUCUGUAAUCAGAAUCUGUAUCUGGUGCGUUUCCCAAAAGCAUAAUUUGCCAACCAUAGUCGCAAGUUCCGUUGUUACAUCAUUUUUUAAAGAAUUGGUGUGUUUUCAGAAACCAUCUUUCCAACGAACAUUUACAAACUGGUGUGGUUUAAACUACAGUUAUCGAGCUGUGGUCUGUGCCAUGACAUGCAUUACAGCGAAAAAGUUACUAUGCUUUCGGGAAACAGUCGUGAGUUAGUUCCUCCAAUGAUGCAACGUAUUAUGAUGGCUAAGCAGAGAGUACCUGGUAUGUCACCACGAGACCGUUUAUAAGAAGCACAAGCAACAUUUAAGAGUGAAAGUGAUUUGUUACACUGAAUUAUUAAGGCUGGUAGAAAUGACGUGGACAGUGACUCUCAGUAACCUGGUGUUAGGAGUCUAUGGAUUCACUCUCAUCACAGGUCUUCCUGCCAACCUCCUGGCUUGUUACACCUUCUGCCGGAAGAUUCGGCAGAGGUCCACCCCUAUGGAUGUCUUCCUAAUGAGUUUAACCAUUUCAGACCUGCUCUUCCUCCUCUUUCUGCCGUUUCGUAUGGUAGAGGCGGCAAACAUGAAGUGGACCCUGCCAGACUUCCUCUGUCCGCUGUCAGGUUUUGUCUUCUUCUCCAUGAUCUACAACAGCACCCUUCAUCUGACGGCCAUCGCCGUCGAGCGCUACCUGGGUGUGGCCUUCCCCAUAAAAUACAAGUUAAAACGCCAUCCCAAAAAUGCAGCGAUAGCCAUCGUUUUUUUCUGGUUGAUUUCCUUUGCGCACUGCAGUAUGGUCUAUGUCAUGCAAUACCAUUAUUUAAACCCGAACAUCACCGCCACAUCCAAGAGGAACACCUGCUACGAGGAAUUCAAUGACGAACAGCUGAGGAUCCUUCUGCCGUAUCGUCUGGAGCUUUUCAUCGUGCUUUUCUGUGCGCCGCUUCUCGUCUGCUGCUUCUGCUACAUCAAGUUCAUCCACAUCCUCUACAAUCUACCCAACAUCAACACCAUGAAGCGAAGGAGAGCCAUCGGGAUGGCGGUGGGAACCCUUCUCGUCUUCAUUGCCUGUUUCAUGCCAUUCAGCCUAACACAUGUUGUGGGAUAUAUUGGAGGCUAUAGCACAGAAUGGAGGCAGUAUGCAUUGCUUACCAACACACUGAACGCGUGUCUCGAUCCUUUCAUUUUUUACUUUUCUUCUUCAGCGUUCAGAGAGAUUUUUAAGAGCAUCUUGCGAGAGUUGCUCAGGCGCAUUGCCAUGCUUUGCUGUCAGUCAGUUCUCUACUGCCCCCUGUUGAGAGGUGGGAUAGCGGGGGAGAGAGCACAGCGAUCGGACAGUUCCCACUGAUGUCACAAGAUAACAUUUGUGAUGAUGAAUGUGUUGUGGCUGAGUAUGAAGAAUUAGAUGAGCACCGGUGCUAUGCUUAUUUUUACUUAUGUUUAUUAUUUAUACAGCUGUGGAAAAAAUUAAGAGACAAUUUUAAUGGUCCUUUUCUUUUCUUAAAGGUGCAGUGUGUAAUUUUUAGAAGGAUCUCAUGACAGAAAUACAAAAUAAGAUACAAAACUAUAUUAUCAGGGGUGUAUAAAGACCUUACAUAAUGAACCGUUAUGUGUUUAUUACCUUAGAACGAGACCUUUUUAUCUACAUACACAGAAGGUCCCCUUACAUGGAAGUCGCCAUUUUGUGCUGCCAUUUUUCUACAGAAGCCCUUUAAGGACAAUUUUUUACUAAGUUGUCUCCGACGAUGACGUUUGUCCGGUGGCGGCUACCGUAACUUCUCUAUGUGUUUCAAAAACGAGGGGUGAGCAGUGGACUAAGCCGUUGGUUGCAAUUCGCAACCUCACCACUAGAUGCCGCUAAAAUUUACACACUGCACCUUUAAGUAAAAUUAUAAUUUUACCGACAACAUUUUUGCCAAAUUCCUAAUAAAAAUUUGGUUUUUAUUUGCAUUUAUUUACAGAAAAUUGAAAUGGGGGAAACAUGGUCAAAAUAAAAAAUAGAUGCAUUGUUUUAUGAUUUUUUAAUACUUGAAAGAAAACAAGUUCAAAUAAAUUUCUCAACAACAAAAUACUAAUUUGUUCAUGUAUUUUAGGAAAAAUUCCAAAAUGAAAUAUUUUUUCUUGUCAUUCGUCUUUUACAUUCGCUGUUGGAUGACUUAAUGUCAUCUCCCAAUGUUUGUUUUUACAGAAACUAGACUGAAACGGUAACAAUAUAUCUAGAAUAAUGAUUAAAGUCAAAACUAAAGUGGUCUCCUAAUUUUUUCCACGACUGAAUAUUUUUUAAUAGUCAACCUUUGUCAAUAGAUGUAAAUUAACGGCAAUGCCAGUUUAUGCACCGAUGUGACCAAAGUUACAUUCCUAGUAUUCAGACCACAAAGAUGCUCAAGCGGAUGCUGAAUGCAAAACAUUUGCACAUUUUGUAUUUGACCCUACCUGUGAAAACCCAGCUAAAGUCAUAUAUUAUUAACUAAGUAAGAUCAUGUCAAAGACUUUGAUGACCCCAAAUAUGAGACUUUAGUCUGCACUGUAAUUUUUGUUGUUGAAUCAAUUUACAAGUAAUGUCAACUUACUAUCAUUUAUUUUGACAAGAGAUGAGUUGCUACAACUUAUAAAAUGAAGUUGGCCUUUUUCAGCUCAUCUGUAGUUAUAACAACUCAUAAUAGUCAAGAUAAGUAAUAGUAAGUUAAAAUAACUUAUACAUCUGAGUAGAUUCAACAAAACAAUUAUAAAUAAUUUUUUAUAUUUUAAAUAUUUAAA